This is a messenger RNA of Camelina sativa (false flax), 1800 nucleotides long. The record is from RefSeq and is a predicted model, not a curated record. Lineage: Eukaryota; Viridiplantae; Streptophyta; Magnoliopsida; Brassicales; Brassicaceae.
AUGAAUGACAAGUAUCCUUCUUUCGCAUCUGAGCAGAGGAACUUGCGACUUGGGCUCUCUAGUGAUGGGUUUAACCCCUUCAACAUGAAGAACAGCCGAUACAGUAGUUGGCCUGUCUUGCUCGUUAAUUAUAACAUGACUCCUGACUUAUGUAUGAAGGAGGCAAACAUCAUGCUUAGUUUGUUGAUUCCUGGACCGCACCAACCUGGUAAUAGUAUAGAUGUUUACUUAGAACCUCUUAUAGAAGAUUUAAAUCGUUUGUGGUCUAAAGGCGAGGUGACUUACGAUGCAUUUAGUAAAACAACUUUUACGUUGAGGGUGAUGCUACUUUGGACCAUAAGUGAUUUCCCAGCAUAUGGAAAUCUUGCUUGUUGUAAAGUAAAGGGUAAGAUGGGUUGUCCUAUAUGUGGGAAGCACACAGAUAGUUUGUGGCUGAGUCAUAGUAGGAAGUUUGUAUAUAUGUGCCACCGAAAAAGUUUGUCUCCGUCACAUAGAUUUCGAGGAAAGAAGAGUUGGUUUGAUGGUAAAGCAGAGCAUGGAACAAAGGGAAGGAUACUCACGGGUAGAAAUAUUUCCUUACUACUGAGAAACUACAAGAAUGAUUUUGGUAAUAGAAAAGAGACUAGGAAGAAGAGAUCUAUAGCUGCUUGUGACAUACCAUCUGAUAACGAAGAUGAAUACAGUGAAUCUGAUGAUGAAGAAGAAGACUUAGCAGAAAAAGAUGAAGAGGAGUUAACUAGAUGGAAGAAAAUAUCAAUAUUCUUCACAUUGCCUUAUUGGAAGGAGCUCCCGAUAAGACAUAACAUAGACGUGAUGUAUGUGGAGAGAAAUGUGGCUGCAAGCUUGAUUGCUACAUUGUUACAUUGUGGCAAUUCAAAGGAUGGAUUUAAAGGUAGGAAGGACCUCGAAACUCUUGGUAUCAGAAAAGAUUUGCAUCCAAAAGAUCACGACGAGUGUAAAGUGAUGGGACUCAAAUCUCAUGAUUACCAUGUCUUGGUGCAACAACUGCUACCAGUUGCUGUUAGAGGUUUACUACCUAAGGGUCUUAGAAUAGCCAUUUUCCGCCUAUGUUCUUCAACGUUUUGUGCCAAAGAGUACAUGAAAGUAUUGAAAGACUAUGUUAGAAACCCAGCAAGACCAGAGAGGUGUAUAGUUGAGUCAUAUCUUGCAGAAGAAUGCAUGAGUUUCUGCUCUGAUUUCUUGAAGACGACAACAAAUGUAGAAGAAAAAGAGGAGAGGAACACUGAGUACGAGAACCACUCCAUCCUAGAAGGUCGUCCUAUAUCAGCUGGAACCUCAUUCACUCUCACUGAUAUGGAUAGAAAAAUAGCUCACCUUGCUGUAAUCCAGAACAUGGCUAUGGUGGAACCUUACAUUGAUGCUCAUUUACAACAUCUACAAGACACAAAUGAUAAGGACGAGACACUUAAGAUGUUGGCUUAUGGUCCACGUAGUAUAGCCAGAUCUUAUACAGGCUACAUUGUGAAUGGCCUGCGGUUUCAUACAAAGUCAGUGCAUAGGCUAAGUCAGAAUAGUGGGGUUUACUAUGAGGCAACAGCAAUGUGUAGAUCUAGUGCAAGGGACACAGCACAAGUGGUAGAUGUUGUAUCAUACUAUGGCAGAAUAGUUGAUAUUAUCUUGUUAGACUACAAUGUCUUCUACGUCCCAAUAUUUCGGUGUCAGUGGGCUGUUAAAGGUAACGGUGUUAAGGUAGAAGAUGGCUUUACGCUGGUUAAUAUGAAUCAGAGCCAAGUGUCAUUUGCAAAGGACCCAUUCAUUUUAGCCUCUCAAGCGAAAUGA